AUGAUUAAGAAGGGAAGUUUCAUGUUGUUUGAACAGUCAGUAUUUUCGAUACUUUUUUUAUUGACCACAGGUUGUCCUUUUCUUGAUUAUGAGUCAUCCUUGUUAAGUAGCACAGGCCCUAUAGAAGAAACCAUUAUAGAGGGCAUGGGGUCAUCUUAAAGUUUUGCUUUUUGGAGUUUUAGUAUUCCAAUGUGGGAAGUAAAGAAGUACCCUUAGGUUGAAGAAAAGUUGUAUGUUGAUAAUAGAAAUGAAUAAUUGUUAUUUCUAUUGAAAUCACUUGAUGAUGAGAGGGUCAUAAUGUUUAUGCAUCUUGCAUUUUCAGAUUUCAUGCCUUUGGUAUCGCAUAGACUAUAUGUAGAGGAGGAGAUUGAUAGUAGUAAUGUCUUUGAUUAUGAUUAUUUCUCAUCUUAAUAUGAAGGAAAGUGGAGCCUAACCAUAAUAACAAUAUAAUAGAAAAGUGUGAUCGUGGAAACGAAUGCAAUGUCAACUCAUUCGAUACCCGAUCUGUCUCAAGAAUUGAAUAAUGUAAAAUUCAUAAUAGGAGGAACUGGGAUUAUCAAUUCCUCUCAUUAGCUGGGGAUUUUUAGAGGAAGAUUAUCAAAAUUAAUACAGUUUACAGAUUAUUCAGCAGGAAGCUUUGUAUUUAUUAGAGAGAAUUGUGCAAUUCCCCCUAGUGUAGUUGGGAAAUAGAUUGUAAGUUUGAUACCGGGGCUAAAGAACUUUGAAGGGGACACGUAGUUGAACUUCGAAGUGAAUGAAGUGGGAUAGAAGUUUUACAUUUCAGGUUGGAUAAAAUUGGAUCCAUCAGAAGCGAGUUUUAUUACAACAUAUAUGGUUCUUCGAUUAACAACGUUUAAGUUAUAUUCUGACGAAUUGAGAUUGGGAGAUGAAAUACUGAAAAUCACAGUAGAUUUAGAUCUUGCUGAACCAGCCAAUAGUGGUUACAAUAUAAUAUCUCAUCAUUAUUCUAUGCCUGUUUAAGGGGCAGUGAAUCCUGAUUUUAUAGGUAGGAAGAGAUUAGAUGAUCCAUCCAGUACUAAUUUUUAAUCCCAAUUGACUAAAUGGCAUUUCAUUGUAUUUCAGCAUGGAUUGUCAGAUUUAUAUUAGUCACAGAUGAAACUAAAUUUUCAAUAAGGACAAACAUAUCAAUUGAAUGUGAUAUUUUUUGACGAUUUUUAAGCACAAGGAUUAUUUAUAAAUACAAAAUACUACUUCAUAUUUGGAGGUGAUUUAACCGUAUUCAGAAAAUUACGUGGACAAAUGCAAAACUUCCAAUUCUGUUACAAUUACGAGGUGGAUGAAGAUAUCUAAUUUUAAUGUCAUCCUACAUGUUUCAAUUGUGUUGGCCCAUUAGCGUCUAAUUGUUUGGGAUGUUAAGAUGGUUUAAAUAGGAGAUGGUCAGAAGAUCUACAGACUUGUUUUUGCACUUAUGGUUACAUAGAGAUCGAAGGCACUUGUUAUUCAUUUAAUGAUUUAUAUCCAACACUAUAGUUUGAUGAAAUGCCUAUGGAUUAGACAAACUCUAUUUGUCCAUUCGGUUAUUUCUAUUUGGAAGUCAAUAAAGAAUGCAUAAGAUGUCCUCAAACAACUUCCACUGAUUUGUUGUGUGUUGAUUGUUUAUUUGAUCCCACCACUUGGCCUUUAUUUCCGGUUUGUAAAACAGACUAUGUGACUUAGAAGAUAAGUGUUUCAGAAGAUGCAUAUAGAAAGCAUCGAAGAUCAAAUACGGAUAACGACGUAUAUUUUAUAGAUUAGAAUUUCAAUUUAAAAUUAAUUGAAGGUGCAUCUGAUUAUUGUAAUACAGAUGACGAAUUGCCAAAUUGUUUUGAAUUCGGACAAAUGAGACAUCUAUCAAAUAAAGUUUAUCUAAUUUGUAAAGAGAAUCAUUACUUCUCGAAUAAUCAUUGUAUAUUGUUAGAUGUUAACUGUAAACGAACAGAAUACAAGGAACCCAAAUGUUUGGAGUGUAUGUAAGGAUAUUACCUACUAAAUGAUAAAUGCGAGUAAUUUGUUUAUCUUGUCCAUCUGGAUACGAAGCAGUUGGUACUACAUGUUUGA
Molecule: messenger RNA, 2058 nt
Organism: Paramecium tetraurelia
Lineage: Eukaryota; Ciliophora; Oligohymenophorea; Peniculida; Parameciidae
Exons: 5
Source: RefSeq, a predicted model, not a curated record